AUGCCCGUCGACCAGCCAUCGCCUUCCGACCACGUUAUCAGGUCACAGAAUCGGCCAGCAGUUGCAUGUGAGAGAUGCAACCGGAAAAAGGUCCGUUGUGAUGCCUCAGUGAAUGGUGUCCCGUGCACCCGAUGUAGAAGGACCAUUUCCAAGGACUGCCGACUGCUCAAAUGGAAGCGCUCAAGAGGUCCAGAUGGACGAUACAACACUGUCUCAAAACCGGACGCCGCCAUCCAAGUCAACCCCUCGGGCUACCCUAGUAUCUUGCACUCUCAACCAGCAUCCCGGGCGACCACACCGGUACAGUCCUCCGUUGUGCCAGAAUUUGAUAUCGUCAGACUGGUUGGCGCUCCAGGAAAUCGAUACGCAGAACCUGGCUCGCAUGGUGAUUUACGCAUCCCCAGUCCAUCAACCACUGCUGCUGUGGACCUGUCUUCUCGGACGCCGCACGACAACGGGGCCAACUUUGUGGGUGAGAGCUGGUGGGCACAUUACGUGCUGAGUACCUCCGCUGCCGCUCCCACCGAGCUACAUGGCUUCAUCGGCAGACCACAAACAGAGUCGUCAACCAGGGAUUCGAGCUCGUCGAGUGAUGCUGGCCUGCCUGCCGAUUUUCCUCCACCGCACCUGACCAGGCAGCUCAUUGAAGCCUACUUCCGGCGAUUCCAUAUCUUCUGCCCCAUCCUCGAUCGUGACUCAUUCCUUCGAUCCGUACGAGACGGUAAAGUGUCGCACACCCUUUUGAGAUGCGUCUUUUUUGUGGCUUCACUCCACUGCGAAAAGUAUCUGCUGAAUUUGAUGGGCUACUCGACACGACUGGAGGCUGAAGACGAUCUCUUUGGUCGAGCUCGCGCGGCAUUCGAUGCCGACGAGGCGUCGGACAGGACCACCAUGAUUCUCUCGUCAUUUCUGUUGCACUAUUACGCUGGCAGCAGGCCGAGGAAGUAUCGGGAUGCAAUGUGGUGGAUGUCCAACGCCAUUCGCUCCGCUCAGUCCAUGGGUUACCAUCGAAGCACGAAGAAAAGCAAAAUGCCGGAAAAGGACAAGGUGCAUUGGAAGCGGAUUUGGUGGUGUCUAUACAUCCGCGAUCGACAAGUCUGUCUCUCGCUGGGACCCCCAAUGGUCAUCAACGACCUGGACUUUGACGUGGAAGAUUUGACCAUGGACGACUUCCCCAACGAAUCCAUUGACACCGCGAGAUACAUGGUCGCUCAGGCUUCUCUGAACAAGAUUGUCUCGAACCUCUUCUUCUGCCACUGCUCACCGCGCCAACUCUCCCUGAGCCACGAUCCUUCGGUACGAGAAAGGGCAAGGCAGCAGAUACAAAAUGCCCUCCAGGAGUGGCUUGCCGAUUGGCGGGAACCCGGCCCUGGGGACAACAGCCACCUUUUAAACUUGAUCCUGCAGCUCUGCUACAAUUACUAUAUCAUCAACCUGCAUCAGCGCCUUCAACGCCUCUCCGACCCGCCAUUCACCGAUCCAGAAGGCUCGAAACUCGUCCUCGAGGCUGCGGAUCGGAUUUCAGCCAUCGUCGACGAUUCGCUACUGCAUUGGACCCCGGAAAGGUUUCCAUUAAUCUACGUAUCAGCCAUCUUUAGCGCCAUGACUGCACAGGUUGCCGAUUGCGGCAUCGCAUGUUUCGAGCCCGCCAACUUCUCACGCAGACUGCGCUCGCCCCUCCUUGCUCUGAAACAGUUUGAGCAGUGCUAUGUCGUGGCGCAGUGGAUCCGACACCUCUUCAUGGGAAUGGUAGGCCGGAAUCAACCUCGGCAAUCUCAGAUCCAGUCGGCCACCACUGAUCAACCUCAUCCGCCGGACAGGCCUGAGAAGGGACUGAGAACCGAGCUCCCGUGUCAGGCUUCACGGUCUCCCGCAAACGAGGACAUCACUCCUGCCCUGUACCGGGGCAACGAUACUACAGAAUCUCUUUGUAGUCUUUCUACAACGGCCGGUCAGCUUCCGAACUCGGCGACGGUGCGUGAUCUGCACCGCUUCCCCGAUUCAGGCCCCAGUCUUGAUGUUGAUAUGGAGGCUCACGUCGCCUCGGACGACUACUCACCGCAUAGAACUAUGUCGACCUCUGUGCCCGCAAUAUAUCUGGGUCGCUGCGUGCCAAAUUCUGCUUACACAAGGGAUGGCGAUGAUAACUACCCUACCAAUCCGGAUCCGAUCGAUUGGACAGAUUUACCUUUCUUCGAAGCCAGAGGGUGCCAUCAGAGCCUACACGUUCUGGCUGAUCUGGGGUUGACUGAAGAUCCCAGCAAUGCCUGGAUUCAUGGCGAAUUGAGUUCGUUCCAGCUCGCAGAUGACAACCAUUGGACAGGCGCGAAAUGA
Molecule: messenger RNA, 2334 nt
Organism: Fonsecaea erecta
Lineage: Eukaryota; Fungi; Ascomycota; Eurotiomycetes; Chaetothyriales; Herpotrichiellaceae
Exons: 3
Coding region: 1-2334 (777 amino acids)
Biological process (GO): regulation of DNA-templated transcription; DNA-templated transcription
Molecular function (GO): zinc ion binding; DNA binding; DNA-binding transcription factor activity, RNA polymerase II-specific
Source: RefSeq, a predicted model, not a curated record